UCUGUGUGUCUUUCUCUUUUGGGCUGUGUUGAGAAGGAAGAUAAACCUGUCAUAGACUCUGCAUGAAAACCAACCAUGAUCUUAAAUGAAGUCUAUGAUUCACCCUAGACGUUCUGAAUCAACCAUCUCCUAAAAAUGAUUAAUCAUUUUUUCAUCCUUUUGCUUUACGUUUUAAAAUGCAGCUCAGAAAAUGUGGCUCAGAAUCAUCUGAAGAUUGUUCAAGCUGGAGACAAUGUUACCUUCACCUGUAUUUAUCCAAAAGAAUUAAGAACCACUGUUGUUUGGGUCAAACAAAAAGCUGGAGAGAAACCCCUUUCAAUCAUUUCAUCAUAUCAAGCUUUAUCUGUCGUGUUUGAAAAUGGCUUUGACAAACAUAAUCGCUUUUUUGUAGCAAAAGAUGAUAGCAGUUUUAAUCUGAGCAUCACCAAUGCAAAAGAAUCAGACACUGCAACAUACUAUUGUGUUAAAUUUAUAUAUCAGUUCAUAUUUGAGGAAGCUACUGAUCUCAUUGUUAAAGGCAGAGAACUAAACAUGCAGUCUGACCAUCAGACAACUGCCACAGAUCCAGUGCAUCCAGAAGACUCUGCAGUGGCGCUGCAGUGCACUGUCCUCACUCAGAGCUGUGCAGGAGAACACAACGUCUACUGGUUCAGACGUGAAUCUGGAGAAUCUCCUCCAGGAAUUAUAUUCACACAGGAGCACAGGAACGCUCAAUGUGAGAGAAGCUCUGAUGUGAACUCUACUGCACACAAAUGCAUCUACAGCCUGCCCAAGAGGAACCUCAGUCUCUCUGAUGCUGGGAUUUACUACUGCGCUGUGGCUGCAUGUGGAGAGAUAUUGUUUGGAGAUGCAAGAAAACCUGACAUGCCAGGUUUUCAGGAACCUUGGAGUAUAAUUGCCCUGAUUUUAGGAACUUUAAACUGUUUAUCAGUGAUUGUGAUCAUAUUUCUGGGCACACAGCUGUACAUGCAGCGACGAAAAGAUGGGAAUAUUCAGACUGGUCACUUAGUGGAUGAAGAUAGAGAUGCAUUGAAUUAUGCUGCUUUGAGCUUUCAACAAAAGUCCAGCGCCCCUAGAAGACCCAGAGAAAAACAUACAAGAUAAUUUAAUAUUUGCACAUGAGAAAUCUAUAUAUUUUGAUAAAAAUAAAUUCUCUGUUGUUUACAAAAAGUACUUUAAUUGAUAAUGAUUACUGAAGUGCUAUUAGAGUACUGCAGUAGUAAAAUAUUUCACAUUUAAAUCAGUGUUUUACUUGCUGUUUUUUAAUUGAUUAUGAAAUUUAUUUGAAAUUUCUGAGAUAAAAAUUGUUUCUGGACAAAAACAAAAAUUAUUCCAUCAAAUAAACUGAUAA
Molecule: messenger RNA, 1351 nt
Organism: Cyprinus carpio (common carp)
Lineage: Eukaryota; Metazoa; Chordata; Actinopteri; Cypriniformes; Cyprinidae
Biological process (GO): response to bacterium
Source: RefSeq, a predicted model, not a curated record